Purpureocillium takamizusanense is the source of this 3215-nucleotide messenger RNA. RefSeq names its product General amino acid permease (gene AGP3). The record is from RefSeq and is a predicted model, not a curated record. The transcript has 3 exons. Gene Ontology annotation, cellular component: membrane. Lineage: Eukaryota; Fungi; Ascomycota; Sordariomycetes; Hypocreales; Ophiocordycipitaceae. Bases 1083 to 2774 code for a protein of 563 amino acids. Gene Ontology annotation, molecular function: amino acid transmembrane transporter activity. Gene Ontology annotation, biological process: amino acid transmembrane transport.
AGGGAACACAGGGAAAGGAAAAAAAGGUCUCACGACCGGGAUCUAACUGCACAGUAACUAUCAGAGACGGACGAAUUGCAUCGGGUUGUCAGCGCUCUCCAGGACCCCUGAUGAGUGAUGGUGCUUUCACGCCUGCAAAGUGCACCACCCUUGGCGGAAUUGCAUCAUGACGUGCCCCGUUCGUCCAGCGGCCAGAGCAGCACCCCAGGCGGUUUUUAUGGCGCUAACUCCGCCGGAUGCGACGCGUGUGGUCCCUUAGCUCCAUCGACGAGUCUCGGGCAGUCGCCUCCUCUGCGAUGGUCUGCUCUGGUCUGGUCUGGCGACAAUGCGGUGGACAUGGACCGAGCCGAUGUUCCAUCCGGGCCGUCGUCGCAUCGUCGUCGUGACUUUUCGAAAAGGACGUACGUCGGUGGGCGGCUCCUGUCUUGCCUGUCCUGUCCCUUGUUGUUUGCUUCACAUCUUCCCCCGCAAGAGGCAGGCAGGCAGGCCAACAGCGUGUGUCAGUCAACAAGGUGAAAUCUCUCGUCGACGGCCUGGGCCUGGUCGAGGCGCAUCACGUCAUCCUCCCGGCGGGCGAGUCAAGAAGCCUCAUCGCCACACAGCGAGCACACCAACCUUGCGCGCUACCCGUGUGCGUUAGACUCGGCGGCGGGUCGUCGAUACACUGGCUGCAACUGUGCCUAGGUAGGUUUCUGCUGGCUGUUGUGCUCGCUCGCUCGCAGCUUUGCUGUCCGCGUCUGGAUGCUAAUGAAGCACGAGGCACGACACUGGCAAUCUGGUUUUGCUAGCGCAACUGUUUGUCGCAUUAUUCGCUCUCCUGCCCAAUGCUUAGUUUCUCCGCGUUGCGCGCGCUGACGGAUAUUGGUACGGCAUCCCCCAUCACUUCGCCAGGGUCGCUCUUUCUCCAUCUCAACCCUCCCUCCCCCUCCCCUUCUCUGUCGCCUUCACAGUUCGUCUCUCACAUGGCCCCCUCUUUUUCGUCCCUCAGUAUCCGUCCUUAAAAUCUCCUCCUCCUCCCCCCCCCUCGGGCCGCUCAUUCUUUUUUUCCCGGCACGGUCAUACAGUCAAGUCAAACAUCGCCAAUGUUCGGACGCCGGAAAAGUGACGGGGGUGGAGGCAAGCUGGCCGGUGACCCCCAUGUGGCAGACAGCUCAGCCGGGGGCUACGACGACGAGGCCGCUCGCUAUGGCGCCUACGGGGACGCUCCCGAUUUUGUGCCCAGCGACGGCAGUACCAUGGAUCCCGAUUCUGGUGUGAAGCGCGGCCUCAAGAACCGCCAUCUCUCCAUGAUGGCCUUGGCUGGUAUCAUCGGUCCCGGCUUGUUGGUUGGUGCCGGCGGUGCGUUGAGAAAUGGCGGUCCCGCCUCGCUGCUCAUCGGCUUUGGUGUCAUAGGCAUCAUCGCUUUUGCCAUCAUGCAAUCUCUCGGUGAAAUCACCACGAUAUUUCCUGGUGGAGGCUCAUUCGUCUCACUCGCCGAGCGCAUGGUCGACAAGUCCUUUUCCGUGGCUGUGGGAUGGAAUUACUUCAUCAUUUGGGCCGCGGUUCUUGCCAACGAGUACAACGUCAUAUGCAGUAUUCUCACCUACUGGGUCCCUCAGGUCCCGCUCUGGGGCUGGUUCCUCAUCCUGUGGACCAUAUUCUUCGGCUUUCAGCUUCUAGGCGUUGAGGCGUUCGGAGAGGCCGAGUUUUGGCUCGCACUGCUCAAGCUCUUGGGACUGACUGCCUACUUCAUUUUCGCCAUAAUUUAUGCAGCGGGCGGCCUCGUCGGUCAAAAGGAGCCGCUUGGCUUUCGCUACUGGCACGACCCGGGUCCGUUCAACGGAAAUGGCUUCAAGGGCGUCGCGCAGGUUUUUGUUUUCACUAGCACGUUCUACGCUGGUGUGGAAUCUGUCGCUGUCGCCGCCACCGAGACGAGGAAUCCAGGUGUGGCUGUGCCCCAGGCCAUCCGCCAGGUGUUUUGGCGUAUCAUCUUCGUCUACAUGGGUUCCGCCUUCUUUUUUGGCAUCACUUGUCCCGCGAAUGCCGACGGUCUUGUCAACGGAGGAUCCAAGGCACUGAAAAGUCCCAUGACGAUUGCCCUCCAGAAUGCUGGUUGGGAAGGAGGUGUCCAUCUCAUCAACGCAUUCAUUCUCAUCACCUGCUUGUCGGCCGUCAACUCUUCCAUCUAUAUCGGCUCACGCACCAUCUUGUACAUGGCGCAGUCUGGCAAGGCACCCAGCUUCAUUGGCUGGACCAAUAAGAGGGGUGUUCCAGUCUGGGCCAUUCUCAUCACGAACGCUGUCGGCGCCAUCUCCAUGAUGAACGUGUCGACGGGUGCAUCCAAGGCCUACCAAUACAUUGUAAACCUCUCGGGCGUGAGCACCUUCCUCGUCUGGGGCAGCAUCAGCUUCAUUCACAUUCGAUUUCGCCGCGCCUGGGUGGCUCAAAACCGGGAUGUCAACGAAAUCCCCUUCAAGAGCCUUUGGUAUCCGCUCAUUGCGUACUUUGGCGUCGCCAUCAACCUUUUCCUGGCUCUCGUCCAAGGGUGGACGACUUUGUCUCCCUUUGACGCGGGGAAUUUCGUUGAUGCAUAUAUCCUUCUCCCCUUGUUUGGGCUUAUUUAUGUGACUGGCAAGAUUUACUGGCGUGGCAAAGACAAGGUCAAGCGCAGUUGGGAGAUUGAUCUCGACAGUGGCAGGAGAACCGACUUGGAUCAGAAGGGGGUAUUGCCGGAGGACGAAGCGUUCCAACGCGAAAAGAUUCCGUUUUGGAAGAAGCUGUGGAAUUUGCUUUAGUUACUCCACUAUAUCUAUUCUGGAUCUUGUUUUGCAUAUUUGCAUCUAAGGGCGUUUUGACUCGGUGGAGGGUUACCAACCGGACUUUGGUGCGAAGCCAAGGAAAAUAUUCUGGAUUAUGGCUGAGGCCUGCGUCAAGAAUCAGACAAGAGGGGGGUCUUUUGACUUGCGAGGUGUUUGCGGGAAGCGUGACAUUGAUUCGUCUCGCCAGCACUUGCUCUAUUGCAUAGAGUUAGAUAUGGGCCUGGGAGGAACACGACGGGAAACCCCCUCGCCUGCUGAUGGCGACGAUCCAAAUGAAUACUAGGACAUACACACACACCCUGUCCCACCAGUGCACUUCAUUCGUUGCGCUCCCCUGGCUGUAUGCGACCAUGGCACAGCAGAACCACAUGCCUCAUUCCUCUAUUACCGAGUUCCACGUUCACACGGACAGAGCUG